Molecule: messenger RNA, 2785 nt
Organism: Stylophora pistillata
Lineage: Eukaryota; Metazoa; Cnidaria; Anthozoa; Scleractinia; Pocilloporidae
Source: RefSeq, a predicted model, not a curated record
GUAAUCAGUUUGUCAACUGAAUCCCGCAAAAUCUGUUUGCAGUGGUUUGCAGACAUCUAAGAUGUCAGAGCUCGAAGGUGCGCAAGCAUUCGCCCCUGGAACUUCAGACAUAAUCCAGUAGGACACCGCGACAACAAAAAGCCAUAGACAAUUCGGAGUUAAACAAAAGACAGCUUUUGCAAUCAUGGCACUUAUUGCAGUGUUAGGUCUCAUUUUCUUCAUCACAGGUUUGGUUCUCAUGGUGAAGAGUCAAAGCACCAAAUCUGAGACACAUGAAAGAAGUGAGGGAGAAAACCGUGAAGAUGAUGAAAUUGGAAAGUGUGCAUUUUCAGCCGAGGCAAAGCGUGUAGGUCUCCUUGAAUUUUUGAAGAGGAUUGAUAGUACUGUCCGUGAACUUCACCCGUACGAUGCUGGUUUCAUGACAGGAGUCUCUGUUGAAGAGAUGAAAAAGAUAUUCCAACCAUACAACCCCACCCCGGAGAGUAUCAAAGCCAUUUCUGAACGUGCACAUUCUAUGUUGAAGGAGCUGAGAAGUUUAAAGAUUGACAAGAAGCUUCUACUUGCGAGUGAACGACGCAUGAUCGCUAAAACGGAUCAUUUCUUGAAGCACUACUUCGGGCGGCCUUUUGAAAACAAUUAUUUAGCCGGUUAUUGGAUGUUGGGACCAGGCAGAUACUGCUCUCGGACUUUCAAGGGCAUCACCUCUAUUAAAAAACAGCUCAGCACCGUAUUUCUCUUUUUCACUCCUCAGACAGCGUCUGAACUAGAGGAAAUUUUGAAUCUUUUGGCCAAAUUUAAAACCGGGAUUAACCAGUUCAAGGAAAACUUGAAAAGUGGGAUCCGAACCGGUAUGGUAGGGUCCGUUACUGUGUGCAAAGAAGGGAGAGAAUGUCUGGAAGACAUUUACAUUGAGGUCUCCUCGCAGCAAUCCGGCCGUGGAAUCCUGUCGGCUUUUCAAGAUCAAAUUUCAACCUUUGUCUCUAAAAUAAGCUCAGAAGAGGCUGAAAAGAUAAUAGCAAAGCACGGAAUGAAUGGCACUGUUCUUGUGGAGGAGAGCCUCGUUCGUAAUGUUGGAUCGCCAUUGCUUGACCUAUUUGAGUACUUUGAGAAUGAGCACCUGCCACAUUGCUUACCAACUAAUAUCUCAAGUGGACUGGGUACGUUGCCUGUUGAUCACGUGUACCUCAACGGGAGUAAAACCUUAGAGAGGACAAAUCCGACUUUCAGAGAAGGAGACACGGUCUUACCAGGAAAGGAUUCAUACAAAAACUUUCUGUCUUAUUACACAACACAAGAUAUUACACCAGCUGAAGUUCAGGAUUUGGGCUGGGAGAUGUUGGAGAAACUUUACCGGCAAGCGGUGGAUAUUGCUAAGACGAUCAUGGGACAGGAUAUUGAGGAGACAGCUGUAAAUCAGUUUGCAAAGUACCUCAAUUCAACGGAAAUGUACUUUAAUGAAAAUCCUUUCCCCGAAAAUGAAUCUAAUGAAGAGGCCUUUCGAAAAUGCAAGAGUGAAGAGGCCGCCCAAAACUAUUGUCCAGAACGCUACAAAACGAUGUUGAAAUGGCUGGAUUUGUCACGCAAAACCAUGUCACGCAUCUUGCCAAAAUUGACAGGUUUGUUUUACUUCACUGGCAACAAGACCACCGUUCCCACUUGCCCAGUUGCUAUGGAAAUAUCAUUCGUUCCCUUGCAACCCGUGCAGAGUUAUUCUUCGAGUACAAGUUCCUGUCGAACGCCCGGCAAGUACAACGUGCCCUUCUUUGUAGAUCGAAUGGGGCCCAAGUACUUUGAGUUCACAGUGAAUGCACUCGAGGCAAGCCCCGGGCACCAUUUGCAAUCCCAGGGAUACAAAGAAAACUUCGGACAUGUAUGCGAGGAAGGCGUCAAUUUUCAAUUCUUGAGGGAUGUAACAGCAAUUGCCAUCAGAGAGGGCUGGGGACUGUACUCUGAGAAUCCACUCGCUACGCAGGAUACAGAUCUUUAUCAAAACCGUAUCCUCGAACGUUACGGUGCUCUUAAGGGUCAAAUAUGGCGCGCACUUCGCCUUAUUAUCGAUACUGGCCUCCAUUCUAAGAACAUGACACGAGACGAAGCCAUAAAUCUCUUCCAGCGUUAUAUGUGGGAUUACAGCGACGUUGUUCCAAACGAAGUCAGUCGGUACGAGGCUUAUCCGGGACAGGCGACCGCUUACAUGACUGGUCAGCUGGCAAUUUGGAGAAUGCGCAAUGAGACUUCAAAGAAACUCGGAGCAAAUUUUAAAAUUCAAGAUUUUCAUUACCAGGUAUUGUCUCAAGGUGAAGUUCCGAUUUCAUACCUUCAGACCCAUAUAGAGGAGUACACCAACUGCGUCCUGCACGAAGGAGGUAACGGGUGUAGCGACACUCAUAUUAUGGUCGACGAAGAAGAGCAUAACGGACAGACAUCUGCAAUAGAUGAGAGGCAACAGCGGGUGAUGCUAGAGAAAUUGAAUCAGCUAUAUCCCGCAGACUCUUAUAUAUUUUAACGCUAUUAAUGAUAACUCCUAGCUCAGAGUAUUUUUAUGUUCGCCUCACAUUUGGUAGUUUCGCAUAUGCAUUUGAUGGAGAAGAAUAGAACCUUCAAUGAUGCGUGUGACACAUUAAGACUUCAAAGAUUCGCACAUCGCAACGAUCUCUGGUAAACCUUUAACCGCAUGCAAAAGUAUGAAUAAUCAGUGCUAGCCCAGCGUUUAAAAAGUGUUAAACUGGGGGUAUCAGAAUUAAAACCAUGAAUGGCACAACAACCUAAACAAUCCCCUACAGCU